Molecule: messenger RNA, 1657 nt
Organism: Sitophilus oryzae (rice weevil)
Lineage: Eukaryota; Metazoa; Arthropoda; Insecta; Coleoptera; Curculionidae
Product: mitochondrial enolase superfamily member 1-like
Exons: 7
Coding region: 130-1500 (456 amino acids)
Biological process (GO): carbohydrate catabolic process; amino acid catabolic process
Molecular function (GO): L-fuconate dehydratase activity; magnesium ion binding
Source: RefSeq, a predicted model, not a curated record
UAAAUCUGUGUACACAAAUGUGUAACAGAUAAAAACAUUGCAAGCAGCAUAUAAAAAUAACUUGAAGCCAUAUCAAACCGGUACUGCUAACUAAAUAGUUGUACAAGUAGUUCAUAUACUCAAAAUAAAAUGAGUUGCCCACACAGUUGCAGCACAACAGAAGAAAAUCUGAAAGUUGUUAAGGUAGAGGCCAAGGAUGUAAGGUUUCCUACGUCACUACAAUCAGAUGGAUCGGAUGCCAUGCACACCGAUCCUGACUACUCUUGUGCCUAUGUCACUGUCACACUGAAAUCCGGACUGCAAGGACACGGACUCACCUUCACCAAUGGCAGAGGCACCGAAAUCGUAGUUCAAGCUGUCAAUUCUUUGAGUUAUUUGCUGGUCGGACAGGUGGUCACAGAUAUUUACAAGGACUUUGCCAAGUUCUGGAGAUCGGUCACCAGCGAGAGUCAAAUUAGAUGGGUUGGCCCAGAAAAAGGCGUAACCCACUUGGCUACAGCAGCUCUGAUAAACGCUCUAUGGGAUCUGUGGGGCAAAUUACUCAAAAAACCCGUCUGGAGACUACUGGCCGACCUCGAACCCGAAGUACUGCUUUCCGUGAUCGAUUUUAGGUACAUCACCAACGUGAUCACGAAAGAAGAAGCCUUGUCCCUCUUAAAACAGGGUCAAGUUGGUAAAGAACAAAGGAUAAAAACGUUGCAGAGCACCGGGUACCCUUGUUACACCACACAAGCAGGAUGGUUGGGAUAUCCAGACGAAAAGAUCAGAGAGCUUGCUCAGAAAUACAUCGACUUGGGAUACACGGUGUUCAAAGUAAAAGUCGGUAGAAAUCUCGAAGAUGACAUUAAAAGGUGCGAGUUAAUCAGAAACAUCAUCGGAUAUGAGAGAACAUUGAUGGUAGACGCUAACCAAGUGUGGGAAGUACAGGAAGCCAUCGACUGGAUGAAGCACUUGGCUCGUUUCAAGCCGCUCUGGAUCGAGGAACCGACGAGUCCAGAUGACGUUUUAGGUCAUGCGGAGAUUGCCAAAGCUCUAAAACCCUACGGAAUAGCCGUGGCCACUGGAGAGAUGUGCUGUAACAGAGUACUGUUCAAGCAGUUCCUUCAAGCUGAGGCCUUGGAGUACUGUCAAAUAGAUUCAGCCAGAAUAGGAGGAAUUAAUGAGAUUCUCAGCGUGUAUUUGAUGGCGAAAAAACUCGGAGUUAAAGUGUGUCCUCAUGCCGGCGGUGUGGGACUGUGCGAGAUGGUUCAACAUCUCCAAAUGUGGGAUUUCGUGGCACUAAGCGGUACCAGCGAAGGUAGAGUUGUAGAAUUCGUCGAUCAACAACACGAACAUUUUGUUAAUCCCUGUAUAAUAAAGAACGCCCAUUAUACAGCACCCACGGCACCUGGAUAUAGUACAACCAUGAAACCUGAAUCGAUAGCAGCCUACGAAUAUCCAAAUGGAUCAGAAUGGCAAAGUAUGUUUGCCAAAGGUAUAUUUCACGAUCCAAGAAAAUGAUCAUGUUAAAAUAUAAAAUUUUCAUUAUAUUACAACAAACAAAUCAUUCCAAUGUAUUUUUGUAUUUUUAUUUGUUAUUAAAAUUGAUAAUUUGCGCAAUUUAAAGCUACAUAUGUAUUGUAUUGUUAAAUAAAUAAACUAUAAAUUAAAAGAAAAA